Molecule: messenger RNA, 11951 nt
Organism: Ailuropoda melanoleuca (giant panda)
Lineage: Eukaryota; Metazoa; Chordata; Mammalia; Carnivora; Ursidae
Gene: CSRNP3
Product: cysteine and serine rich nuclear protein 3
Exons: 8
Coding region: 400-2202 (600 amino acids)
Biological process (GO): regulation of transcription by RNA polymerase II
Cellular component (GO): nucleus
Molecular function (GO): sequence-specific DNA binding; DNA-binding transcription factor activity, RNA polymerase II-specific
Source: RefSeq, a predicted model, not a curated record
GGAGCGUGAGCCGGAGAACGCCGGCAUCCGGCUUUGUUAUUGGUUGGCUGCUGCCUGAUGGAUAGACGAGGGAGGAGUGAACUCUUCAGUCUGUUCUGACGGAGCCGAAGUACAGAAACCAUAUUUACAGGUACAUGUGACAGCGCUGCAGCUAUGAGUGGAAUUUUAAAGGGGAAGUUUGAAGAAGUUGACGGCUCCUUACCCUGCUCCUCUGUGCAGGAAUCGGAUGAUGAAGUUUUUAGCUGUGACGGUGCUGACAGUGUUGACAGUGUCAAUCCGUCCACUUGUAAUCUUUUCACUGAGGAGAGAGAAAACUCCUGGAGGAGAAAAUAAGGAGCUAUCAACAGACUGAAAAGAUGUUUUCAGAAGCAUAGAGUCUUCAAGAAGAUACCAGAGUUCAUGAGAUCUCAAGGUACAUGUGACAGUGCUGCAGCUAUGAGUGGAAUUUUAAAGAGGAAGUUUGAAGAAGUUGACGGCUCCUCACCCUGUUCCUCUGUGCGGGAAUCAGACGAUGAAGUUUCCAGCAGCGAAAGUGCUGACAGUGGGGACAGUGUCAAUCCAUCCACUUCUAAUCAUUUUCCCCCUUCCUCCAUCCUCAAAAGAGAGAAGCGGCUAAGGACAAAGAAUGUGCAUUUCAGUUGUGUCACCGUGUACUACUUCACCAGGAGGCAAGGCUUCACGAGCGUGCCCAGUCAAGGGGGCAGCACCUUGGGCAUGUCCAGCCGCCAUAACAGCGUGCGCCAGUACACUCUUGGUGAAUUUGCAAGAGAACAAGAGCGGCUCCACCGGGAGAUGUUGAGAGAACACCUCAGGGAGGAAAAGCUGAACUCUUUAAAGCUAAAGAUGACGAAGAAUGGCACAGUAGAAUCUGAGGAAGCUAGCACUCUCACCGUGGAUGACAUUUCCGAUGAUGAUAUUGAUUUAGACAACACAGAGGUAGACGAGUACUUCUUUCUACAACCCCUGCCGACAAAAAAAAGAAGAGCACUGCUGCGGGCGUCCGGGGUGAAAAAGAUUGAUGUGGAAGAAAAGCACGAGCUCCGCGCCAUCCGCCUGUCGAGAGAGGACUGUGGCUGCGACUGCCGAGUGUUCUGUGAUCCAGAAACGUGUACCUGCAGCCUGGCAGGCAUUAAGUGUCAGGUGGAUCGAAUGUCUUUCCCAUGUGGCUGCACUAAAGAAGGCUGUAGUAACACAGCAGGUAGAAUCGAAUUUAAUCCGAUCCGUGUUCGGACUCACUUUUUGCACACAAUAAUGAAACUUGAACUGGAGAAAAACCGAGAGCAGCAAAUCCCCACGCUGAACGGCUGCCACGGGGAGAUAAGCGCUCACAGUAGCUCCAUGGGCCCCGUGGCGCACUCCGUGGAGUAUUCCAUCGCAGACAAUUUCGAGAUUGAGACCGAGCCGCAGGCCGCCGUGCUGCACCUGCAGUCGGCCGAGGAACUAGACUGCCAAGGAGACGAGGAGGAGGAGGAGGAGGACGGCAGCAGCUUCUGCAGUGGAGUCACGGAUUCCAGCACGCAGAGCCUGGCGCCUAGUGAGUCAGAUGAGGAGGAGGAAGAGGAGGAGGAGGAGGAAGAGGAGGAGGAGGACGACGACGACGAGGACGAGAAAGGGGACAGCUUCGUGGAAGGGUUGGGGACCCAUGCAGAAGUCGUCCCUCUCCCUUCCGUCCUCUGUUACUCCGACGGCUCGGCCGUCCACGAGAGCCACGCGAAAAACGCUUCUUUUUACGCCAACUCUUCAACUCUGUAUUACCAAAUCGACAGCCACAUUCCAGGAACGCCUACCCAGAUCUCUGAGAGCUAUUCCGAACGAGAUCCUGUGAAGAACGGUACCCUCUCGCUGGUGCCUUACACCAUGACCCCGGAGCAGUUCGUUGACUAUGCCCGCCAAGCCGAAGAGGCCUACGGCGCCUCCCACUACCCAGCUGCCAACCCCUCUGUCAUCGUCUGCUGCUCCUCUGCGGAAAAUGACAGCGGUGUGCCCUGCAACAGCUUAUACUCCGAACACAGGUCCAAUCAUCCCCAAGUGGAAUUCCACUCAUACUUGAAAGGCCCCUCCCAGGAAGGGUUUGUCUCCACGUUGAAUGGUGACAGUCACAUUUCAGAGCACCCGGCGGAAGAUUCUUUGAGUCUGGCAGAAAAGAGCAGAUUGCACGAAGAGUGCAUCAAAUCACCCGUGGUUGAGACCGUCCCCGUUUAGUAGCUGAAGUUCUUCUAGGACCAACUGUUCUCGUAUUUAAAGCACUGUCUUUAAUUGGAUUUCCUGGGCCCAUGGUGGUUUAAACUGAGGACCAAGCAACCCCAGACUGUGGUGAAUCUUCCAGACUGUAUUUUGUUUUCUCCUUUCUAGCUACGUGACUGUGGCAUUGCACAAAUACAGUCUCUAUGAGGAUUUUAAAAGAUUUCAGACUGUUUUGAUAGAAAAAUGCUAAUUUUAAAAAAAGCCUAUCUCACAGUUGCCUACCUGUCAAACUGUGUGAAACCUGCCAAGCUGUGUAGAUCAGAGCUCCAAGUUUUGGAUUAUCGGGCCUGUGCAAGAUUGUUAGCUAAGACUGGGAAAUAAUAAGAUUUAGAGUCCUAAUUUUCAAUAAAUCUGAAGAUGAUGGUGACUUUUUAAUGUAAAAGUAAUUAUUGUAAGAAAAGAUUUAAUCGCUCCAUGUGUAUUUUAUUUAUGGUAGUUAGAAGUCAUGUUUUGAUGAAAACGAACAGCAGCAUGUUCCUUUAAGCUGAAGAUGCAUAGUUAGCACCACCGAGCAUGCCCACACGGAUCGCAUCUGGAAUCCACUCACGUUUUUAUGAUCAUGACUGAUCAGAUUUGCAAAUACUUUCUUAAGGGUGAAAUAGGCCUAUUUUUGCUAUUUUGGACAAAUAAAUGAGUCUAUAUGUGCAGGUCCUUACACAGUUUUCUCUAAAGUUAAGAGUUAGGACAAUCCUCUGGUGAGGGUCUAGUCAUUGCCCUCCCUCAGUUGACUCCAGAGAUGGAGGUAGAAGGAAUUGCCUUUCUUUUUUAAACAGCAUCAUCUUGGUUCUUAGCUUGGACAGCACCUUUAAACUCUACUCCCCUACAUCCAAAUGCACUUUAGUGCCCCUUCAUGGUACCUUGUGAGGGGUGGGCACUGAGAACUCUCUGAGAUGAAAAAUUUAAAAAAAAAAUUUUUUUUAAUCUGCAACUAUUAUAAGGUUCAUAUAAUUAAUAUAGAGGAAUCAUCCAAUGAUACUUUAUGAAGGAAAAAUGACCUAUUUUCCUUCGCCACUCUGAAGACCUAACUCGGUAAAAGCAGAGGAGGCAGAGGAAACCGGAAGAAACACAUCCUCAGCAACCAGCCUUUUCUACAGCGUGAUCAAUCCAUCUCGACAAAAUGAGUAUAUAAGGAGAUUUCCUUUUAGUGACUAGCUGAUUGAAGGGGGGGCCUCUACCCAAAUACUCAACUAGGCCUUACUUUUCUGAAGCGUUUUGAUUUCUCUUGCCUGGGACAAUUAGCAGAACAGUCCAGAAUGCAUUGAAUACUUUCUAAUUACCUCACGUUCUCUUAUUAAAGGGGACAGAUAGAAAUUAAAACAUGCACUCCCCACCUUUAGGUUAUCUGCACUUGGUUCGUCGGAGGACUUCUAAGAUCCCGUUUUCCUGUACAUUAAUUUAGGUACCUAACUAGUGUGUUCCACCUUUUUUCCCCCAAUGCAAUAUGACUAUGCUAAGUCUGUUUCAUAUUUUUGACCUUCCGUUGUUCUAUCAUUUCACAUUUUAUGCCUCUUUGAAAUGUGGACAUGCCUUGCUAUUCAGUGACUGCAUCGCUAAUUUUUAUGUCUUUUAGACUUAGGUGUUUAGAAAUAUGGAUAUAAAUAUAUUGUAGAUCUCAGUUCCUUAAAAAAAAUAUACUAUUUUAUUUCAGUGAACUUAAAAAUGUUUGAUCUCGAGAAAGUCCUCCAGUGGAAAAGUCUCUACUCAAACUUGAUUUGGGGAACACAUGUUUACUUGGCAGUUGGUUCCUGCCCUAUCUCUACCCCUCCAGGGGGCCAAAUUUAUAACCAUUAAUGUUAAUAUUAAAGGAGCUUUGGGUUUGUCCUUAUGGAAGUAGCAGUGAUGAGGGCAGGGAUGUGACUCUUGAAGGAUAAGCCCUUUGGGUUAAUCAGAUAGGGGUUUUGCUCAAAUCUCUGUAGUAUAUCUCCCGUUGUCUACAAAGCUACACUUUCUAGUGCUUGAUUUUCAAAAUUGUUUCCCUUACCAAUACAAUCGAAAGAGCACAGGCCCAAAGAAAAAUGACAAGAGGCUACUGUUCCUUCAUUUAGACAUGUGAAAAAAAUCACAUGUGCCCUAUUUGCUGGACCACUACAAGCCCUUGAAGUAUUUACUCGUGAAGCAGUCAGCAUAAUUCUUGGAAGCCAGACUGUGGCAGAGGGGGGCAGAAGCGACUCUGGCUGGGGCAAAGUUGAAGGGUAGAAUGUCAGUCCAGUUUCUGAAAGGAUAGAUAUUUAAUUUGGUCCAGCUUUAUAUUCAUAAGAAGGUUGAAGCCUACUUGUUUGUUCAGCUAGGUCUCUGUUUUGUAGCUUCAUUUCCAAAAGGAUGCUUAGCCUAGAAACAGGCAAACAAAAAAAUCAGAGCCUUUUCCCCUAUCUGUCCAAUUGGGGUUGAAAGUCACUGUGCACAGAAGGAUUAACCUUCCAAGCAUAAAUUCCAUUCCAAAUUUUCAUGUAUAUAACCUAACUCCUAAACGUCUCCCAUAAACUACAUACACAACUUACCUAUUAAAACACUCCCAUCACACACACACACACACACACACACACACACACUGUAUACCACACCCUGGAGAAUGACAGAUUUUAGGCAAUGGCCAAUAAAAAAUACUGUAUUUUUCCCCACCCUAGGAUUUGAUGGGGUUUUAUGAUCAAAAAAGAAAGUCUAGAAAAGGGGUUAAUGUGUAAAGCUAUAGUUUGAAAAUGUUGGGUCAAAGUUGCAAAUAAUAUUAAUGAUGGAUUCAUUUCAUUGUUAUUUCUUUUCCCAAAAACACUGAGAGAGCACAGUGUUCCAUCUGACUUUUUUUCCGUUAAUAGCCCUUCUAUUCAACAAAAACUGCCCACAUGCCAGGAGAGAGCUACAGUUUUUCUAAGCUUUUUAAAAUGGGGAUCAAGCGAGAUGCAGCCAGUUGGGAUACUUAAGAUCUUUAUAUUGAGACAGAGUGACGCCGGACCUGCAGCUGUUGUAUUGCCCCCAUAGUUUAUCUAACCAAAUUAUUGUCUUUUUCUGACACAGGGCUUUUUAGUCAUUCACUGCCAAUGGCAAAGCUUCGUGCUUUGGUCCCUGUUGUUUUAGCACCGGCCCUAUACUUUUUAUUGGGACUUAAUUCCCAGUUAUAAUCCAGACCAGAUUGAUUUGCAAGUCAAGUGGCUGGAGCAGCUUGCCCUUCCUUUGUCAUUCUAGGUUUCCUUUGGGAGAAAGAAGUCAACGAAAGAGAUUUACUUAAGUUAUCCCCCCCAUUGUUUAAUCAUUGAUUAUUAAGACAUAGGUAAAACUUGUUCGACUCAUGUCUUUUGUUAGCUGAAUAAUAUAGUUACUUUUUAAAAGUCAAUCUUUGUGAUGAAACUAUAUUUUCCCAGUGUACCAGCCACAUAUAAAAUGUGAAAUUAAUAUUAUUCGAGUCAUAAAAUCAUAAUCAUCUAUAGUCCAGCAGUAACCCCCAGCCCCCGCAAAACAAAAACAAAAACAAACCACUAUGAAUUAUAGAAACACUGGCCACAAAAUAAUCAAGAAGCAAAGAGAUUAUAAGUGAUUAUGUCCUUUAUAUUUUUACACUCAAACAGAUGACGUUUCGGCAAAAUUCUGGUUUGGUAUAUCAUUAAACAGGGAAAUAGAUCAUGAUUUAUUUCCUAUAAAUUGAUAGAUCAUUGGUUCUCUGACUAAACUUAUUUUUUUAAGAUUUUUUUUAUUUUUAUUUAUUUGACAGAGAUAGAGACAGCCAGCGAGAGAGGGAACACAAGCAGGGGGAGUGGGAGAGGAAGAAGCAGGCUCCUAGCGGAGGAGCCUGAUGUGGGGCUCGAUCCCAUAGCGCCGGGAUCACGCCCUGAGCCGAAGGCAGACGCUUAACCGCUGUGCCACCCAGGCGCCCCUCUGACUAAACUUCUGAUAUUGUACAAGUUUAUAAUUCUUUGGUCUUGAUAUUUAGAAUUUACUAAGUAUCAGCUCUAUCAACAAAUAUUUAUAGAGCACCUACUCUGUUAGAGGAGGUUUUCUAAGUGGUAAAAAGAGGACAUAAAACACUACACUCUCUAAGGAAUUAUAAGGGAUUCUAAGGGAGGAGCAGCAUGAAAUAAUCAAGACUCACUGUUAAUUCUUUUAACUGGUGAUUUUAUAUUAUGAUUUUAGAAAAAGCGACAUCAAUUCUUGUCUCAUUACAUGCAAACUGUAACUCAAAGGAUACUUCUUUUCCCUAAAUUAACGGAAUUCACUGGAUGCUCUUUUUUUCCUCUACCCCCUAUCCAAAAUUUCUGAAUUAAAUCUAGACUCAGCUAGGGGAACUGAAUCGAAUGAAAAAGAUUUUUGGCUAAUUGCUUCUUCAGUGUUAGAUCUAUACAAGUGAUGCUAAAUUUAUACUAGCAAACUCCUACCAGAUAGUUUCCAAAGCUGGUUGACUCAUAUAAACCAGGAAACAUUUCAGGAAAACUUUGAAACAAUGAUGUGGAACAUAAUCACUCUUACAUCUAUUUAUAAACAAACAGCCUAGAAAUUUAGCAAAACCAUAGUUCCAAGUUCCAAAGGCAUUGCCUUGUAGCCUGUAGAAAACAGAAGUCAUUCGGGCCACCUCACUUUUCGCUGGGGUUAUAAAACCAUCAAACGAGCAAGUGGAAAAUGGACAUUCUCAGAAGUCAGAUAGAGACUGCUUUUGUAAAAGGUGCCACAAAGCCUUCCACUUCUCCAAAUACGACUUCACCUUCCUCUUUAAAAAUGGCAUCUGCUCCUUAAUCCCUCGCAGAAAGUUUGGAGUGUUAUUACUGUAGCCAGUGUACAAAAUACCAAAUUUAAGCGGGAAGUACUUUCUUUCAAAGGCAAGAUUGGAGUGUAAACCAGAACUAUCUGUAUAUCCUUACCACAACCAACACGGGAAGUUUAAAGCCUUAAUCGCUCUCCGUUCUAAUACAAAUUUGCAACUUCUGAUUAUAUUAUUCUGAGAUCUGCUAACUUGUGCUCAAGUAACUUAAAUGCCUAAGCCACAUGCCACAGCUUCACACAAAUAGCACAGUCCAACAGAUGUUUUCUGUCGCAUUAAAGAAUUUAAUUGACUUAAUUUAACUGAAUAUCAGCAAUUGAAAAAGCCCACUAAAAUUAUGGAGGUGACAGGGUGGGGUGAGGACGGAAUCUAAGCGUAAUAAGUGGUAGUGUCUCCUGGGAACCGUAACGUUUCAGCAGAGCUGAACAACUAGAAUUUUCACCGGAAAAACUAGAUUCACAAAUGGCAGCCCGAAACCUAGAAGGGGCAGUGACAAUGUCGAAACUUGGAGCCCAGUUGGUGUUCACAUCUGCUGCCCACCAUGCACAUCGAUUAUGUCUUCCUCUCUAAAAAUCAUCUGAUGCUUGGCUUUAAAAAAUAAAAAAACACGGAGCUCCAACAUGCUAAAGAAACUAUUUUUAAGAUUUAGACAUAUUUUAUAUUAAAGUGACUGACAGACUAUUGUCAAAAGUGAUGAAUACAGAAAUAAAAGAGCUCUUUAAUAUUUUACCUGUCAAAUCUGCAUAUUUAAUGUGACUUUUUAAUAUAGUCACUUCUAAGUUUUACUUCAACUCCUCUCAGCUUUCAAACUUGACCAUGCGACCCACUUCCAACCAAUCAAUGCAGGUGGGGUUUUUUGUUUAUUUUCUUUCUUAGAAAUUCAAACUCAAAGCUUGAUAUGACCUGGGUUGUACCUGGUGAGUGGUCCUGUGUUUAGUCUAACUUUGGGCUGUCUGGAGAGUAAAUGGAAUACCUUGGGUUUUGCUGUCUGACAGUAGUAAUUCAGACAGAAUUAUUGGAAGCAGGAAGGUGAAUACAACCAAAUUCAAAGCCUACACCAGUUCAUUCUCUAUAUGCAAUUAUUGUAAUCUAAUUAAUACACAGCCUGGAAUUUUAGUAAAUACAGGUAUGUGUUACAUUCAUGGAAAAUGAAGUAAUUUCAAAGGUUUAAGUCAUAUUGUUGACUACUUUCUUUCACUUGUGAUAAAUAUAUCACUAUACAGGGUAAUUGCUUCUUAGUUGCUACUUUACACUUGCUUAUAAUUCAAGAAAAGUCAAUUCAAGUGUGUCAUUUUAUUUCAUCUCGUAAGUUUCCGGCAGAGCUCAAGUUUCAAGAAAUAUGAUAGAAUUUAUUUUGGACAAUAUUUGCAUUUAAUGUGCUGAUGAUGACAUUCCUUUCUUCACAUUACUCAUUACCAUGGUGAUAAUCAAAUCAGUUCAGUAACUCUCAUUUUAGUGACAUGUAUGAGGCCAUUUCAAUAUUUUAAGAUAAUGUAUGUUGAUUCGACGGAUUUAGAAAAAGAAAUUUAUGGUAGAAAUUAGCCUUGCCUUUGUCUACGUGAAUUUAUGUGGCCUGAUUGAAUGGUUUCAGUGGUAAUUUUGGAAUAACUGUUUUGUUAGAUAUGCCUUUCUUUCUACUUUUGCUUUCUUCUAAUAUUUUUAUCUGGCUUGGGGGUAUCUUAAAAGUUAUUUAUCGAUGAAUAUUUGGAAGGACAUUGACUUAGAAAAUAUCUCUUUAAAAAGUAUCUAGGCACUUCUAUCACCAGAGAUCUUUAUCAAGUCUUAUGGCCACGCUAUGUAAGACCAGAAACCCCCUCAUCAGGGAUGUGUCUUCCAAAUAUGGUUUUGCUGUUUUCUCUACAUAAGAAACCUAUUAAAAAUUACAUAAGAAUUUUAAACUUUGUAACAUAAUUUAUCCAGUUUUAUUUUGCUUCUCCUUUUUAUGUUGGUCAGCAAGCUUUUCCCCUUAGCCAUAAAGAAAGCCCCCCAUCUCUAAAACAAAUUCAAAGGAAUUUGAAAUUUUACUUAUUUAUUUUUUGAAAUUUUAUUUAAAUAUAAAAGAAAGGAAGGAAGUAAAUAAAAUCAAAAUCUGAAUUCCCCUAAGGUGGAAAAACCUAAAUAUCUAAGCCUAAGAAAUAAAUUGCCAGAGGUUAUUGUUUUUUUAAUUAAGUGUUGAUCCUUGGAUGCUUUAAUGAUACCCAAAUAAUAUCUGAACUUGAUAGACUUUAAAUUUUAGUAGUUGGCACAGUCAUUUCCUUUGUACCAUAAUUAAAUAGGGUCCCCUGCCAAAGGUUACGCUCUGAAUCGUGAUUCAUUAGGCGCUAGUCAUGCCAAACGAGUAUCUUAGACUAGUUUAAUCUUUUCACGGAUACUCACAAUGGCCAACUGUGUGUGAAUAAUGAAAAGUUUGAGAUUCUUGUGUAUUCUUCAAAUUUUAUAGUCCCGAGACUAGAGAUCUCCAGAGGUCAUCCGCCUCAUCCAUCUCUCUCCGGGGAAGACUGUCAUUCAGGCAUGCCCAACAGGAUAGAUACCCAUCUAUUCUUAACAUCUCUAGGGAAAGCUGUUUCCUUGGCAACACAAUCCAGUUCUGUUAGGUUUUUCUCACAAUAAGAAAAUAUCUUGGCCAGUCUUUGUGGGCUAGGCACCUGGCAACAGUUGUGGUGAUUUGGGCCAUUGUCCUGACAGACUCGAAGGACAUUGGGUUUCCCCUUACUUUGAUGAUUAUUGUAUUUGAUGACUCCAUACGUCUCCUAAGAAAUCAGAUUUUUAAAAAAUAAAGAUGUGAGUAUUGAGACCACGUUCAAUAACAUAACCUGCUUUCAACAAAUAUGACAGUAGUUUUGUUUUUUUUUCUUUUUCAUUUGUGUUCACCAAUGCUGUAAUGUCAGGAGGUAAUGUCAAGAAAGGUGACUGUUUCAGAUCCCCAGUGACAGACAUCAGAGUUAGGAUCAAGUGACGACUUGCUCAAUUUUCUGAGAAGUUGCAAUGACAUCAAGUGAGCAUUUUCUACCUUCUUGCUUCUAAAUAAGUACUUUCUCGUGAAUCUUUCUUUACCCUAAAAUGACAAAUGAGAAUCUCAAGCUUUUCCACUCCUUCUGGGGGAAGAUGUGACUAGUUUUGGAGAGUCUGCUGUGGAAUUAAAUGACUCCGGAGAAUUACUCAGCCACCAUUUGAUCCCAGCCUUUGUCCCCGUGUUAUUUAAACAAUGGCUGCCUGCCUUCUCAGGGAUCAGCAGAAUGAUUUAAAAAUUUGUCAUCUUGACAAGGCCUGAAAUCAAAGGGAGGAGUCUGGGAGGAUGGUGAUUUUUUUUUUUUCCUGAUUACAUCACUUGACCCAAGCACCCCCUGCAGCUUUCAGAGCAUUUUCUGUUUGCUCAGAGUUGCUUCCAACUCAGAGUCAGAACCAACCAGAAGAUGAGGAGCACUCCUGAAAUCAAGAUUUCCUUUCUCCAUGGGAUUUUUUCCCAAUCUAGAUACAGCUGCUUAUCUCCCCAACUCGGAUGCUCUUGUGAAAUGACAGCCACAUCGGUGUGGUUGUUCCCCACAAAUAACACUAGGGGAAAUAACCCUUUUUGCUUUAAAAAAAAAAAAAGAAAGGUAUAGAAUGUUUAUGUAAAGAAUGUUGAAUAAUUUGGCCCAUGUUUUAAUUGACUCUAGACACCUCUAUGGAAAUAAGUCUGAGGCGUAGUUUGUGAAACAUGUUUCAAAAGUGUUUGAUGUAAAAUAAAUGCUAGACAUUUACAGUACAGACAUAGUUUAAAAAACGAAAAACCUGUAGAUUACAAGUCUGUUCCUAAGAACCUCAGCCUUUAUUGUGUCUUAGUAAAGUUGAUCUGCUUUCAUUUUAGUUUAUUGCAUUUCUGCUGUAAUAGCCUCUUAAGAUAGAACUAUUAAUACAUAUGUAUUGGUUAAUGCCUGUUAAUGCAGAAAAUGGCACUUUGUUAUUUCAAUGUGUUUCCCUCAAUGUCACAGGGUAUAUCAAUUUGAUAGGAAAAGGUCAUUUGACAUUGGUCAAAAAUGCAUUUUCCCCAUUUAGAAUAUAGAUGUAUAAUUGGUUGCAUAGACAAAUGGCACCUUUUGCAGUAUCUUUAUCUUGAUCAUAGUCUUAGAUGUCAACUGUGUCUCCACUUUCCAGCUGCCAUAGAAUUCGGAACAUUUGCAAAUUCUGGUGAAAUCGAGUGAGCUGAAUGUAAUGGUAGAUCAAAGAAUCCAAAGGACUUGAGUGUUAUCCUUCAGUCUAUGUUGAACCAUUCGGACAUUGGGAAUGGUCUUUACACAAGGGAAGUCUUUUGAGAGUGUUUUUUUUGUUUUGGUUUGGUUUGGGUUUUUUGUUUGUUUUUUGCUGACAAAAAAAGUAAUUUAAAAACUCAGUGAGAUAAACUCACUGUCACGUUUUUUGACAUUGUGAUCGGUUUUAUCUCUUAGUUGAUUUCUGCUAUUACUUUUACUCAAUUUCAACAGUAUUUCAGUAGACAUUUUCUUACUUUUAUGUUCAAUUUAAUCGCUCAGAAAGGUUGAAAGGGAAGAAAGUCAAACAACAGUUCAUACAUACAGUCGCUUUACACUAAAACAUCAUAUCGUGUGUCACACAGUUUCUAGAUUGAUUUCUCUUGUGUAUAAGUUAUAACAUCAAAGAUGCCAAAGGGUAUAUAAAAUAAGCUACAAUAAUAGUCAACAGAACUUAACCUGGAUCUUAUGUUGUAAUAAUUUAUUCAUAUUAGAUGUAGUCUUCUGUAUUUAUAUUUUCAGUAUUUAUUAUGAAUGACAUGGAAAUUCGUGUAUUUAUUGUGGCUUUUUAUUGCAGUGUGUAUAUAUAUAAAUCACAAAUAAGCAUUUUUAAGUCUUAUCCUUAAGUUUCUUUUAUUAGUGGCACUUGUAUUAUGCUGUACUUUUUAUUAUAUAUUGUACAAUAUCUUGUCCAUUUGUUUGCAGCAGAGUAAAACCGGUUUCUAAGUUGUAUCUACUGU